Molecule: messenger RNA, 1231 nt
Organism: Hylaeus volcanicus
Lineage: Eukaryota; Metazoa; Arthropoda; Insecta; Hymenoptera; Colletidae
Exons: 3
Coding region: 234-899 (221 amino acids)
Source: RefSeq, a predicted model, not a curated record
AUUUUCCAUUAUCUAGAGGACUUUCUAUGUUAGCCACGCGACGUUGUUACGGCCUGAAGUUGGCCAACGUUGCGUCUGGGUUAGGUCUGCGUAACAUCGUCGCGUCGCGUAACCAGUCUGCAUGAUCUUGGUCUGCACGGUACCAUAAUCGGCGCGUAUCGUUGGUCGUCUGUCUUUUGCUUUUCUACAGUUCAAAGGAAUUCGUAACAUCGUAAUUGGGGCUACUUUACAUUAUGGAGUGGUCCGACGACGCUACGUUACAAUUUAUCGAAAUAUAUCGCGCCAACGAAAUUUUAUGGAACACCAAGCAUCCCAGCUAUUACAAUAAAAUGAAAAAGAACGAUGUCUGGGACGAAAUUGCUAUGGAGUUCCAUACAACAGCGGAAGAAUGCAAGAAAAAAAUGAAUGCUCUGCGAUCAGCCCUUAGAAGAGAGAGAGCGAAAAUAAAAAAAUGUCAGGGUACGCGGAAAGGCAGGGAUGAUGUAUACGAGAGUGGUUGGUAUGCUUUCAAGAGCCUACUUUUUCUCUGGGACAAGAAUAAAGUUCGAUCGUCGCAAAGUACUAUUCGCGAAGAGAAAAUAGACAUCCUAGAUAACGAUACGUCAACAGAGACACAAGCGAUCUCAAAGGAUAUUCUAUCUUCUCAAACUCAAUCGUCUACUACGUUUAACAUUAAAAGUAAAUACGACGAAAGAUUGGAUGAAGUUUUUCAAAUAUUAUCGAAAGCAUCGAGAGUGGCUGAAGCGCAUCACGAAGAAGAUGAAAAUCAAGUUUUUGGACAGUUGGUAGCCAAAAAGUUGCAGAAAUAUUCUCCCGAUGUCCAAACUGCGAUUCAACGGGAAAUAAUGAAUAUUUUAUUUAGAGCGGAUAUGGGCCUUUACAACGAAACUCCAUCGUAACUACAUAUUUCGAGUUUCAUUGUAGCAGUAUUUUAAUAAUCCUAAACAUUCAGUUCCCUCUCAUGUUUAUAUCACUCGCCAAGCUCAAAUUUAUCAAGCCCAUUUCACUUAUAAUCAGUCAGAUCCACUUCAGAAUUCGUCAGUGCCAUGUCCAGUAAAUUCUUAUCAAUUUAGUAUCAUUCUUCAAUUUAUGCAAGAACUACCAUCAUUCCACGUCAUUCUUCUUUACCUGGUUCACUUCUUUCUUUAGCCAUGUAGCAAGCAGAUUAGUCAGAUCUUGUAUCAUAUAACUUUGAAAAUGUUGCCUUGAAAAUAUACGUAUUUUUUACUUA